CAAGGCAUUAUUGUGUUUGGUUGUCGCACAACCAGAGAGAGAGAGAGAGAGGGAUAGGAGGGAGGAGGGAAGAGGGACUUUGCUGGGAAGUAGAAACCCUUUCAGAAGGAGGUGUGACUCAGCCGUGGAGACGGAGGAGCAGCUCCCUCAUGUGUGGAUGGAAACUGCUGGAGUCUAUCAACCAAGUUUAUUGAUCACAGGAACUGAUUUAAACUCUCUCCAAAUGAUUGGAAGUCUGAUCUUACUGAUUUAAAGAUCAUCGGAUCGGUUGGAGGACUGACUUGAAGCCAGAUCAACUGAUUUCAGGUUGAUUGAUCGGAGGUCUGUGUUGGAGUUGUUGGAGCCAGGAUGAGCGGAGCAGCAGGGGAGGUGGUGUGUGAAGGCUGGCUGAGAAAGUCACCACCAGAGAAGAAGCUACGCCGUUAUGCGUGGAAGCGGCGUUGGUUCGUGCUGCGGAGCGGUCGGCUAAGCGGGGAGCCCGACGUCCUGCAGUACUUCAAGAACCAGCAGUCCCGCCGGCCAAUCAGGACCAUCAACCUGAACCUGUGUGAACAGGUGGACGCCGGCCUGACGUUUACCAAGAAGGAGCUGGAGAGCAGCUUCGUUUUCGACCUGAGGACGGAGGAGAGGACCUGGUACCUGGUGGCCGAGUCUGAGGAGGACAUGAACCGCUGGGUGUCCUCCAUCUGUCUGCUCUGUGGCUUCAACCCCACCGACGACGGUACGACGGAGACAGAGGGAGGGAAGAAAGUCCCGGAGAGACCUCCCGUCUCCGGCUCGUCCUCCGUCACAGCGAUGACCCCGACCAGUGGCACUGCCGCCGUUGCCACGGUAGCAGGGUUACUCCCACCCCCCUAUGACCCAGUGAAUGUGCGAAACCUGGAGCCCGAUGGAAAUGCAGAAGAAGAUUACCUGUGGCUAUCACACUGCCAGAGUCACAUUGGGCCUCCUUUAGGUUCCUCCACUUCUCUUGAAACUGACUACACCGACAACCCUCCUCCCUCCGCCACCUCCUCCUCCUCUUCCUCUUCCUCCUCUCCUUCCCUGCUUCCCAACGGCCUCCCACUUCCAUCCUCCUCUUCCUCCUCCUCUUCUUCCGGCUUUAGGACAGCCCCUUGGACAGUUGCUUCCAUGACAGGCCCUUUCAGCCAGUCUCCGGAUGCCAGCACGACCUCUGACCUCCAGAGACAAGCCGGCAGACCUCGUUGUCACCCCUCUCCGCAUCCCAGGAAGCACUCCCUGGACUUCCACCUGCGACCCGUGGCGAUACCUCUCAGUGACGAUACACUCUCCGCCGUGCAUCCAAAUACGCACUCCAACACCACCAGUGGUUACCAGAUCCCUCGUCCGGCGUCCACCACGCAACCGCGACCCCCUCGCCGCCCAUCCUCUACCCCCAGUGUGGACUCCCUGACCCAGGCGGAGCUCCACGCCUCCACCCCGACUCCACCUCCACGCCCACCCAAGCCCCAGACCAUCGCGGCCCAGGGAGAGAGCUCGGCUGUGGGCACGUGGCCUGCCACACUCCCCCGCUCCAGCGCAGAGCCGGAGAGGAGGGAUGGAUAUGUGGAGGGAGGGGCAGGAGGUGUGCCGAGGAGCAACACUAUCACAGCACCAGGACGCACACAGACGGGUUGUGAGUCUUUUUACAUCCCUCGGUCUCUGUCCGACAGAGCGAGCAUGUUUGAGUUCAGCGAGAGCUUCAACAGCUACUUUUUUAAUAAAGGCAUGGUGCCGCUGGGUAGUGUUUGCUCUGAAGAUGAUGAUGUGGACGAAAACUAUGUUCCCAUGAGCGCCGCCACCACUGAGCCUCCUGUUGCACCGAGGGUGCCUCCACAUCCUCCCUCUGACCCCUCUGUCCAGCUCCAGGAUGCCAACUACGUCCCCAUGACCCCCCUCACCCCUUCCCUUCCCGUUCACCCCAUCCCUGCCACAGGUGACCUGGCGUCCCUGGGGAGGCAAGUCCCCCCACCCGCCCACAUGGGUUUUCGUAACUCCCCCCUGGCUUCCGGCACUCCCCUCACCCCGCCGCUCCGGAGGAACACCGUGAACACCGGCGGCGGGGUGGAGACCAUGCCCCCUCCGAUCCACCGCAACCUGAAACCACAACGCAGAGGAGUUUGUGUCGGUCAGCCUGCAGAGAGAACGGACGUCCAGACUGCUGCAGAGUCCACACACAAAACCAGAGUGAAACCAGCUCCUCUGGACAUCACUCCAGUGCAGCAGGACUGGCAGGAAGUCCCGCCCCCGGUCCGCUCGCCUGUCACUCGAACCUUCACACGAGAUCCGUCCAGUCGUCCGUCAGUCAGGCCGACCUCUGCUCACAGCUCGUCUCCCUCCUCCGACUCUGAUGACACAGAGGAAAGCUACGUCGCCAUGACGACGGCCCCCAGCCUCAGUUUCAGCGCCGGGGAGCCGUCUCUGAGGCUCAUGCUGCACCGGGCCUCAGAGGGCGGCGUCAGCAGCCCGGUGCUACGGCGAGCCAAAGGCGACAAACAGGUGGAGUACCUGGACCUGGACCUCCACACCGGGCGAUCCACUCCAACGAGACAGAAACGCUGCACGGCAGAAGGUGGAGGCGACGGCAGUGAGCAGGCCGGAGCAGGCGAGGAGCGUGCACGGGGCGAGCGUACGCGUGUGGACUACGUGGUGGUGGACCCCAAAAGAACCAAGGCCCUGAGGAGCACCAGAGAAGCAUGGCAUGAUGGGAGGAUGUCCACGGAGAAGGAGAAAUGAUUGAGAUGUGAACACACUCACAGACGUGAUGUUUGAAACCAGUUACUUUGCUUAAAAGUAAUAAAUUCUUUACUCCACUUCUCUUUUCUAUACGAACAGAAAGAUAUGUCAGUGAUAACAUCUGUAUUGUGUGAUCGGAUGUAUUGAAACUGAGAUUUUAUUUAACUAACUAGAUUAUUUCUUUGCCUCUGAGAAAUGUUGUAGAAAUAAAAACGUAGGUCAAGAUACCAGUUUCUAAAGAACGACAGUCAGCCCAGUUAAAUCCACCAGCAUCAACUCAAGCGUCAGUUAGUUCUCUGAAAUAGUGAACACGAUGGUGGACGAAUCAGAUGUUCUGAUGAUUCACAAAUCAGAAUAAUUAUUAUCAGUGAUCAUUUUCAUAUGUAAUCGUUCCAGCAGCUUCGUGUGCAGCCAGUGAUUCUGUCAAAAUCAAAUCUGUAAUGUUCCUCCUGAUCGAUGAUUCUGUGAUUUACAGUGAUGUCUAGUCCAACAGUGAAUCCAUGAAUAAACACUACACAUCACU
This is a messenger RNA of Sebastes umbrosus (honeycomb rockfish), 3259 nucleotides long. Its product is annotated as GRB2-associated-binding protein 1-like. NCBI's taxonomy places the organism in Eukaryota, Metazoa, Chordata, Actinopteri, Perciformes, Sebastidae. The record is from RefSeq and is a predicted model, not a curated record. Bases 349 to 2736 code for a protein of 795 amino acids. The transcript is spliced from 14 exons.